Molecule: messenger RNA, 385 nt
Organism: Schistocerca serialis cubense
Lineage: Eukaryota; Metazoa; Arthropoda; Insecta; Orthoptera; Acrididae
Exons: 2
Source: RefSeq, a predicted model, not a curated record
GGUAACCACGCAAGUGAUCAGCAACUCCACGGUUGGAUUAAGGACAUGGAACGUGUGAAAGACAUGCUGCGCACGCAAUUAACCGGAUGGGUACAGGACUUGCAAUUCUCCAGCAAACAGGUGGAGCACUACGAGGUGGAAGAAGACAAGGACGGGCCAGGGAACUUGACAAUCAGGCGGCCGCUGUUGAGUGAACGCCUGCUGCGCUAUCAGCCGUGGAGCCCCUCCUUUGACGACGACUACAGUGCGCUGUGCAAGGAGCGGCAGCCAGAGGCGUCGCAAAUGUUCAGCCUCGCUCACGAACUGUACGCCUUCCAUCGUUUCUACUGGUACCAUACAGCUGAGAGCGUCGGUUCAUCCUACGGAGAUGAUGUCAAGAUUGUAG